Molecule: messenger RNA, 978 nt
Organism: Penicillium angulare
Lineage: Eukaryota; Fungi; Ascomycota; Eurotiomycetes; Eurotiales; Aspergillaceae
Product: endo alpha-1,4 polygalactosaminidase
Exons: 1
Coding region: 1-978 (325 amino acids)
Source: RefSeq, a predicted model, not a curated record
AUGGAGGGAAAAGCCGUUGCAGCAAAAGGAGGAGUCCUUGCUUGGUCGAUGAAGAAGAAGAUUCUCGUUUUUGGAUCUGCAACCAUCGUCGCUCUCGGUCUUGGUCUUGGCCUCGGCCUCGGUCUGGGAUUAAAGCAUCAUGACAACGACGGGGACGGCGACGCAGAUCAGAACGACACCGGUUCUAGCAGCAGUGGCGGUAACCAUAAUCGCAGUUCAUCCGAUGCCAACUCGACGGUCAAAUGGCAGCCCGCUGUAGGCGUCAAAUGGCAAAUCGAGCUACUCAAUCCACUUAACAAUACCUCGGUAGAUGCGCCCAUCUAUGAUAUCGACCUGUUCGAUAAUCCGAAAUCAACAAUUUCAGAGCUCCAGUCACUAGGCCGUAAAGUGAUAUGUUACUUCUCUGCUGGUACAUAUGAAGACUGGCGUGAUGAUGCCGAUGAAUUCAAGAAGUCGGAUCUGGGAAGCAACCUUGGCGAGUGGCCAGGCGAGAAAUGGGUCAACACGAACUCAACUACUGUACGCAAGGUCAUGAAGGAACGCCUUGACCUAGCUGUGACGAAGGGAUGCGAUGGUGUCGAUCCGGAUAAUAUUGACGCAUACGACAAUAAGAACGGUCUUGGUCUUACCGAGGAUGAUGCGAUCGACUAUGUGAACUGGUUGGCAUCUGAAGCUCAUGAUCGAGGGCUAUCAGUUGGCCUGAAGAAUGGAGGCGACAUCAUUGACUCUGUUAUUGAUAAUAUGCAAUGGUCGGUUAAUGAGCAAUGUGCCCAGGAGGAAGAGUGUGAUACCUACUCGGCGUUUAUUGAGGCCAAGAAGCCUGUCUUUCAUAUUGAAUAUCCAAAGGGGGACGAUACCAACAACAACAAAGAUGUGACGACAGCACAGAAGAAGGCUGCCUGCAAUGCGGACGGGUCGGACGACUUCUCGACUGUGAUCAAGAAUAUGGACUUGAAUAGCUGGGUCCAAUAUUGCUAA